This is a messenger RNA of Zea mays, 1251 nucleotides long. Its product is annotated as putative protein S-acyltransferase 15. The record is from RefSeq and is marked validated. NCBI's taxonomy places the organism in Eukaryota, Viridiplantae, Streptophyta, Magnoliopsida, Poales, Poaceae. The transcript has 7 exons. Gene Ontology annotation, molecular function: palmitoyltransferase activity. The coding region runs from base 20 to 589 and encodes 189 amino acids.
CGCACCGCCACCGGAGGGGAUGGCGCGGAGACGGGGCGGCCCCGCGCCGGCGACAGCGGUCGCCUCGCCGGCCGUGCUCGGCACUGUGGCCGUCAUGGUGUUCGUGUACUACUCCACGGUGUUCGUCUUCCUCGAUCACUGGGUCGGCCUCGCCACGCCGAUCGGCGCCGCCCACGCCGCCGCCGUCUCGCUCGCCGUCGCCGCGUGCUUCCUCGCCUUCGUCUGCGCCGCGGGCGCCGACCCGGGCGCCGUCCCACCCGCCUUCGCCCCCGACGCCGAAGCCGCGCAGGGACAGGGGUUGAAAUCAAGGUAUUGUGAUAAAUGUUGCAUGUUCAAGCCUCCUCGUACCCACCACUGCAAGGUCUGCAGAAGGUGUGUUCUGAAAAUGGAUCAUCACUGUGUCUGGAUCAACAACUGUGUAGGAUACGCGAACUACAAAGCCUUCAUCAUUUGUGUCCUAAAUGCAACUAUUGGGUCUCUUUAUUCAUUUGUGAUAUUUCUAUGCGAUCUACUUCUGAAAGAGCAUGACUUUGAUAUUCUAUAUGUGAAAAUACUCUAUGUGAGUGCCCUGACCACUAUCCUAAGCUAGGAGCUCUCACUAUGCCAUCAGCAGUCUCUUUCUUGAUAAAUAUUCAUUCCAUUAUCAGAUCUUGGCAGGUGUCCUCUUGUUCUUCUUAAGCUUGACAAUAGGUUCUCUACUAGGCUGGCACAUCUAUCUAUUGUGUCAUAACAUGACAACCAUAGAGUACCGGGAGGCAGUAAGAGCGAGAUGGCUUGCAAAGAAGAGUGGGCAGAAGUACCGCCACCGGUUUGAUCUUGGAAUACUGAAGAACAUUCAAAUGAUCCUGGGUCCAAACAUUCUUUGCUGGCUUUGCCCUACUGCGACGGGGCAUCUGAACGAUGGCACCGAGUUCCAAAUCACGAACAACUGAUGAAUGCGCCAGCAGCAUUUCCAGUUACCACGUGCUACCGUGUAGAUUUCCCUGUUCAUUCUUGUAACCAAAUUGCUCCGGUAGGCCUACAAUCCUGUUGCAUUGGCUUUCUUGCGUCUUGCUAGCUAGGGCACCUGUAGAAACCUUCAGUUCUUCCCGAUCUUGUAACAGCAUGUAAAGCUUUUUCUCCCUCUCCCAGUCUCCAUGUAUUUUGUUCAUUUUUUGUUGUUGUACGAGUAAAGUUGUUCUUGAGGCCGAACCUACUCUACUGAAACAUUGGAUCGUGAAGUUAAUGUGAAUAUGUGCUGCAACUUAUCCC